Messenger RNA from Striga hermonthica, 1167 nucleotides. The record is from the annotation of a GenBank genome assembly. Lineage: Eukaryota; Viridiplantae; Streptophyta; Magnoliopsida; Lamiales; Orobanchaceae.
AUGGAGCUUUUGAGAAGUAAAUCAUUGCUAUGCCCUGUUGAUCAGCAUUGUUCCCAAUGGGCAAGAAAGCUCAUGGGCUACUGUCUCUGCGGGAAAAGGGAUAUGUUGUCAUUGGAUUUGGGUGUGAUUAGUGUGGUGAGUUGGUGUGUGGCUGAGGUACCUCAACUCGUCACGAAUUACCGGAGCAAAUCGGCCGAGGGGCUGUCGAUUUUGUUUCUUACGACAUGGAUUGUCGGAGAUGCUCUCAAUCUAUUUGGCUGCAUUUUGGAACCAGCUACUGUAAGUUUGUUAAUGUGUUCUGCCUUCUAUUUAUAUACAAUUACAACCCUUAUUCUUUUCUCACAAGCUAUUUACUAUGGACACGUCUAUCCACGACUUAAGUCCAACAGGAAGCAUGAGGCUUCUCAGGCGGGACCCGGGGAAAGAAGAACGGGGCAAAUUUGUGUUGUUGAUACCAAAAAAGCCGAUAAUUUAGAGACAGCUGGAUUUGCUCCAAGCUCACCUAUUCCCGUCGAAUACUAUUCACCAGAUAGUUCCGGAGAACUCUUCUUUAUGUCAGCAAGAUCACUUUCAGUCUGUCAUACACCACCACCUUUAGGAUCUUUCCUUGCAUCAAGAGCUUCUAAUUCUGAGAUUGAACCGAAUUUGCUCGAAGAACCAUUGCUAGGUGAAGUUAGUUCGUCACAAUCCGCGCCUCCACCCAAAGUUAAAACUAUGCUUUGUGUGGUUUCCUUGAUGACAUUUGUACUUAUGGAAAGCCUUAAAAACAACACUGUUUUCAAAAGUCCAACCGAAGGCAUUGUGUUGAGAGUGGGAAGACAACUUUUGCAGGCCACUCGAAGUUCAACUCAAGAAACUUUGUCUGCAGAGAGCAAUGGGAUUGGAACAUAUUUCGGUUGGGGAAUGGCAGCUAUAUACAUGGGCGGACGUUUACCCCAAAUUUGUCUGAAUGGGCUUAACCCACUAAUGUUUGUUUUUGCUCUUGUUGGUAACUCUACGUAUGUCGCAAGCAUUCUUGUUAACAGUUUAAACUGGUCGAAAAUACAGCCAAAUCUUCCUUGGCUGGUGGAGUCCGGGGGAUGUGUGCUUCUAGAUAUAUUCAUACUUGUUCAGUUCUUUUACUAUCAGUAUCGAUCAAGAACUAAAGUUGAGAAGCACGUCUCAUGA